CCCAGAACACAGUGCCUUCCCUCUCUUUGCCUGGCUGCAGAGGUUCCUCCUUCAGAAAAGGGUCCCAGUGUGCUGUGGGAGGCAGGGUGAGGAGGCUGUCCGGCCUCAGGCGAGGAAGGAGAAGCACAUGGAAGGAAGGGCAGCAGGAAGCCUGAACCUGACUGCCAUGAAUGGCCAGCCCCAAUCUUGGGCCUCAGUUUCCUCAUCUGUCUGGACUAGGCCAGGCCACCACCAAGCCAGAUCUGGCGCCAGUGGAGAAAGGAGACAGGGAGGCAACUGCAGCCUGCCCAGUGUGGAGAGGGGCCAGAGCCCGGGCACUGGGCCCUGGUUAAUUGUGGAGCCAACCUGGUGUGUGGCAGCCAGGUCGGGCUGGUGUCUUCAGAGUGGCUGUGUCAGAAGUGCCUCGUGUAUGACAGAAACGCAGGCCAGCUGGAACAUCCCCAGGCGUUCUGUCCUGGAUCAAGCAAGAGGAAGGGGCAAGUGGGAGGAGCCAGCAGGGCCCACAGGAGACCACUGUGGCACACCUGUGCUCAGAGACCUGUCUGGGCCGCAGAGAGAAGAGGAGUCUGGAGGCCCCCCGAGCCAGGCUGAGCCAGCCGCUAGGGGCACGGAGCAGUGCCCACCUUGCGCCCAGUGUGGCCAGAGCUUCGGCCGGAAGGAGCUCAGUGCGCCGCACCAGCGCGUGCAUCGUGGCCCCCGGCCUUUCGCUGGUGCUCAGUGUCCCAAGAGCUUCACGCAGCGGACCACCCCCGCCAGCCACCGUCGGGCGCACGUGGCCGAGUGCACCUACACCCGCGCCCAAUGCGGCAAGACCUUCCUCCAGCAGUCGACGCUCACACCCACUACUGCGCGCACAUCGGGGAGAAGCCCUACGAGUGCGUCAAGCUCUUUGGCCGCCUGUCCACGCUGCUGGAGCACCGGCACACGCACACGGGUGAGCGGCCCUUCCAGUGUGCGCAAUGUGGCUGCUGCUUCAGCCGCCUGUCCACGCUGCUGGAGCACCGGCACACACACAUCAGCGAGAAGCCCUUCCAGUGUGCGCAGUGCGACAAGCGUUUCACGCAUCUGGCCAACCUGACCGUGCACCAGAGAGUGCACUUGGGCGAGCGCUCCUUCCAGUGCGCCCAGUGCAGCAGGAAAUUCACGCAGAAGCCCGGCUUCCUGCGUCAUCUGUGUGGCCACUCGCAGGAGAAGCACUAUCCUUGCAGCC
Pan troglodytes (chimpanzee) is the source of this 1210-nucleotide messenger RNA. RefSeq names its product transcriptional repressor RHIT. Lineage: Eukaryota; Metazoa; Chordata; Mammalia; Primates; Hominidae. The coding region runs from base 128 to 1078 and encodes 316 amino acids. The record is from RefSeq and is a predicted model, not a curated record. The transcript has 6 exons.